AUGUCCAACAGCAGCUCCAUCACCGAGUUCCUCCUCCUGGCAUUUGCAGACACACGGGAGCUGCAGCUCCUGCACUUCGUGCUCUUCCUGGGCAUCUACCUGGCUGCCCUCCUGGGCAAUGGCCUCAUCCUCACAGCCAUAGCCUGUGACCACCGCCUCCACAUCCCCAUGUACUUCUUCCUCCUCAACCUUGCCCUCCUUGACCUGGGCUGCAUCUCCACCACUCUCCCCAAAGCCAUGGCCAAUUCCCUCUGGAACACUAGGGCCAUUUCCUAUGCAGGAUGUGCUGCACAAGUCUUUCUGUUUGUCUUUUUGAUGUCAGCAGAGUAUUCUCUUCUCACCAUCAUGGCCUAUGACCGCUACGUUGCCAUCUGCAAGCCCCUGCACUACAGGAUCCUCCUGGGCAGCAGAGCUUGUGCCCAGAUGGCAGCAGCUGCCUGGGGCAGUGGUUUUCUCAAUGCUGUGCUGCACAUUUUUAACACCUUUUCACUACCACUCUGCCAAGGCAAUGCUGUGAACCAAUUCUUCUGUGAAAUCCCCCAGAUCCUCAAGCUCUCCUGUUCACAGUCCUUCCUCAGUGAAGUUUGGGUUCUUGUGGGUAAUGUUUUCAUCGACUUUGGGUGUUUUGUAUUCAUUGUGCUCUCCUAUGUUCAGAUCAUCAGGGCUGUGCUGAGGAUGCCCUCUGAGCAGGGGCGGCACAAAGCCUUUUCCAUGUGCCUCCCUCACCUGGCUGUGGUCUCUCUCUUUAUCAGCACUGUCAUGUUUACCUACCUGAAGCCCCUCUCCAACUCCUCCCCAUCCCUGGACCUGGUGGUUGCAGUUCUGUACUCAGUCAUGCCCCCAGCAGUGAACCCCUUUAUCUACAGCAUGAGAAACCAGGAGCUGAAAGUUGCACUGAACAAAGUGAUUGCAUUUACAUUUUUCACUGCUGGCAAACUUAUCACAUGUCUCCACAAAUGACUCACAGUAUAUUCAUGACAGUCUUGUUAUUAUUAUUAUCAUUGUUAUUAUUAUUGUAUUAUUAUUGCUGUUGUUGUUUUUGUUGUUGUUAAGUACCAUUGUG
Molecule: messenger RNA, 1063 nt
Organism: Oxyura jamaicensis (ruddy duck)
Lineage: Eukaryota; Metazoa; Chordata; Aves; Anseriformes; Anatidae
Product: olfactory receptor 14A16-like
Exons: 1
Coding region: 1-960 (319 amino acids)
Biological process (GO): G protein-coupled receptor signaling pathway
Cellular component (GO): membrane
Molecular function (GO): G protein-coupled receptor activity; olfactory receptor activity
Source: RefSeq, a predicted model, not a curated record